Medioppia subpectinata is the source of this 2934-nucleotide messenger RNA. The record is from the annotation of a GenBank genome assembly. NCBI's taxonomy places the organism in Eukaryota, Metazoa, Arthropoda, Arachnida, Sarcoptiformes, Oppiidae.
AUGAGUGCCACUAAAUCCAUGGCCACCACAGCUAUCGCCGCCACAGAGGCCACGGAUCAGUCUCUGGUGACCGACGAUAAGCCUAAAAGCGGUGAUAAUAGCAACGAUGGGGAGGAAGAGUGCGAUACUGUUGUCUCCGCCCGAGUGGUGGCCAAAGAGGCCGAAGAAGUGGUGGAAGAAGAGGAGGAAGAGGAAGAAGAUUACGAGUCGGUCAAUGAGUGCGCCUUUUGGCACAUCGAGGCCACUCUGGACAACGUGUUUCACACGGGAAUGCUUGUGGAGAUCGAGCACUCGGCCCAGAAGUACUGGUUGGCCACAGUUGUGGGCGCUUUCGGGCAACUGUUGUCACUCAAGUGGGAGGGCGCCGAAGGGGAGCCCGACUUUUGGUUCGAUCUGAAGAACCGUCGCAUAUAUCCCGUCGGUUACUAUCGGGACAAACGAGACUUCAAGAUAGAGCCCCCAAAUCACCUGAAACUGGAGACCAAGAGCAUUGUCGACGUGACGGUGAAGUACUUCUCGAAGCAACCGUCAUCGGUGGCCAAUUGCGUCAAAUUGAACUUGUUCACAAAGUACGGGUUCACCAAUUUGGCCGACAUCUUCAUGCCGGGAACCGCUGUCGUCGAGGUUAGCCACGAGUUCGAGCCCCACAAGUAUUGGUUCGCAAGAGUGGUACAGAAUUUUGGCGGUCGACUCACUCUCAAGUGGAUCGAAGACUGUUCCCAAGAGGAGACCAAAUACGAGCCGAACAAUGAGGACUACUUCUACCGAUACUUUUGCAGUCCAUGCGUUCAACACUUGGGUUACGCCAACUCGCGAGCGGCCGACGACUACUUCUACUCUACACCCAAACUGUCCAUCGAAAACAGCGAAGAGAUAAUCGACAAAUAUUUGGCCGAAAGCGGAUCCGAACUGAACGAGUACAUCAAGACCGUCAUCCAGAGCGCCAAAGAGACAGCGCCUAAGCUCUACAAAUCGGGUGGUCUGGAACAGCUGCGCGCCAACGAUCGGGUUCUCGUAUUUCCCGCUAAACUCUUGAAACUAUGUCCGGCGAGUGUCGAGUCGGUGGCCAUGAAUGGCCAGCACGUGGUGGUCCGGUGCGACGCCGACCCCGCCAUACGAUUCUGUUAUCCCAAUCACGACAACAAUUGCUUUCUGCCGCUGAGUUGGGCCGAAGAGCAUCAGAUUAGCGCCGAGUCGACGGCCGAUCAGCGCCGACACGGCUCGCGAGGCGCUCCCAUCGCCAUCCAAAAGGACUCCCGAAUUGAUGAGUUCGGCAUCAAUACGAAACUCGAGGUCAUUCAUCCGACCGACAAGAAUAAAAUAUGCGAAGGCAUUAUCAUUCGAGUCACACCACCGUUGAUAUGGAUAGAGAUCGCGUCGGACACCAUCACAGUCUUGCCGUACACGUCGACCGAUAUCUAUCCGCUCGGUUGGUGUCAUAACAACGGCUUAGAAGCGGUCAAAUUGUUGAUUAACGCUAAGAAAGCGUCGCCCAAAAUGGCGGCCAAAGAAGUGAAGACAAAGCCGUCGUCGCUGACUAUAGAGACGCCCAAACCUGAUGCCGAAGGUUCGGCGCCCGACGGGGACACAGACCCUAACCUUCCCUCUUCACCAACGAUGCCCUCAUCCCAGUCCUCGCAGUGCGGAUCAAAGUCUUGGUGUCCGCGUAUAUUCAUUAACCACAAGUGUUUCACGGGUCCCGCGCUGUCCAAAUCCAAGAUCUGCGAACUGCCCCAAUACGUGGGCCCGGGCCCCAUCACCUUGGUGCUCCAGGAGGUGAUCUCCAAGAUAAUACAGGUGGCGUACGUACCCAACCGUGUCCUCAAUGAGUUGAGUUCCGUCGGCUUCGAGGAACUGCUGAAGAAGCGGGACAUCAAGAAGACCGACGAAAUCAUGUUUAAAGCCAAAUACCAGAAGCGCACAUAUCGUGACGACGUCUUAGUGGCCCGCAAUGCGGAUCAAGUGGAAGAGUACUGCCGAUCCGUAUGCGGUCAUCUCAAGUGUUGUUAUAAUCUCUUCUCGCCGUUUCAGUUCAGCGGCGAUGACUGUCCAUCCAAUUGUCGAGGCUUAACGAAAUCCAAUAAGUAUCUGAAGAGAGCCGGUUAUUACAGAGACAAAGCCCGACACAAUCGGAUGGCGCAGAACAAGAAGAAGAUGACUCUUUUGCCCGCCAAUGGCGAGACCAAUGAAGACAAUGACAAGAACGACGCCAAUAAUGACGGCGCCAACGAUACCGAAGAGACUUGCGGUCAAAGUAGCGACAAAUUGAUGGACACAAAGCCCGACGACUCAGUCAACUCCCAGUCGAACGCUGCCGACGGCUCGAGCGAUGAGUCGACGAACAACGACAACAUUCCCAUCGACGCCGAAGAGCUCCACAAACAGCAACAGCAGAAGGAAUUGAACAAAACUGCGGCCAAAAACGGCCAAAACUCACAAUUGCCGAAGAAGUCGCUGUCAAAGACGGGCAAAACCAAAGCCAAACGCAAACGCUCUGUAAUUGAUGACGAGAUCGAAGUGGACGAGAACGAGGACACCGAUAACCCUCUCUAUUGGUCCAUCGGUGACGUUCACGACUACCUCAAGAAGAGCAACUGUUUCAUGUUUGCGCCUACACUUCGGGAACACGAAGUGGACGGCGCGGCGCUAUUACUGCUCGACUACAACACGAUAACCACUUUGUUAUACUCGGGUUAUACCCGACAGUACGGUAUCGGCGACGCGUCCAAACUGUCGGCUCUGGUCGAGUCUCUUCGCCACAAAUGGGCCCGCAUUUCGAAACGGCUGAAGAAAUGAUCCCAAUUUUAGGACAACCAUUAGAUGCUUGAAAUUCAAGAGCACCUGUAGUCGUGUGGAUCCCCCAGUCUUCAGUCACCACCACUUCUCCUACCACUUAACAUAUGUAUGGAAACUAAAUAGUGUUUGAAAUUCCCC